Acanthocheilonema viteae is the source of this 288-nucleotide messenger RNA. The record is from the annotation of a GenBank genome assembly. NCBI's taxonomy places the organism in Eukaryota, Metazoa, Nematoda, Chromadorea, Rhabditida, Onchocercidae.
AUGGUUGCAAAGAGCAAAGCAAUUGACCGGGAAAUGAUUCAGAGUCGUGGUGUUCAACAGAAUACUGUUAAGUUACUUCUUUUAGGACCUGGUGAAUGCGGUAAAAGUACAAUACUCAAACAAAUGAGAUUACUGCACACUAAUGGGUUCACUGAUGAUGAAAUAAAUCAGCAAAAAACGGUAAUCUACAACAAUAUAGUACAGGGAAUGGCUUCUAUUCUGAGGGGCAUGAAAAAACUUGAUAUUCCAUUUGAGAAUUCUGAACGAGAUGUACGUCUUCAUAAUUAA